Molecule: messenger RNA, 983 nt
Organism: Acipenser ruthenus (sterlet)
Lineage: Eukaryota; Metazoa; Chordata; Actinopteri; Acipenseriformes; Acipenseridae
Product: ferritin, heavy subunit
Exons: 5
Coding region: 268-801 (177 amino acids)
Biological process (GO): intracellular iron ion homeostasis; iron ion transport
Cellular component (GO): cytoplasm
Molecular function (GO): ferrous iron binding; ferric iron binding
Source: RefSeq, a predicted model, not a curated record
CUGUCGCAGCUCAUAAAGAAGCGAGCAGUCUUCAGAGAGGGAGAGCUAUACGUGUUCCUGCUUCAACAGUGCUUGAACGGAACCCGCAGCCAGGACCUUUCGAAACAAAAUCCACUUUACAUUCCAACUCUCUCUAAUAAUCCAGCCUUCACAUAGUCCUAUAAAAACGCACUACAUCUACAAAGCAUACCCCUUUAAAAAGCGUGUUUAAACAGCUUGCAUCGUCGACGCUUGACUCCCGUUCAAGGACAUUUUCAGACCGUAACCAUGAGCUCCCAAGUCAGACAGAACUUCCACCAGGACUGCGAGGCAGCCAUCAACCGCCAGAUCAACCUGGAGCUGUACGCGUCCUACGUGUACCUGUCCAUGUCGUACUACUUCGACCGGGACGACGUGGCGCUGCACAACUUUGCCAAGUUCUUCAAGCACCAGUCCCACGAGGAGCGCGAGCACGCCGAGAAACUGAUGAAGCAGCAGAACCAGAGAGGGGGGCGCAUCUUCCUGCAGGACAUCCGGAAGCCGGAGCGUGACGAGUGGGGCAGCGGUCUGGAGGCUCUGGAAUGCGCUCUGCAGCUGGAGAAGAGCGUUAACCAGUCCCUGCUGGACAUGCACAAGGUGGCGUCCGAGCGCAACGACCCGCACAUGUGUGACUUCAUUGAGACGCACUACCUGGACGAGCAGGUCAAGUCUAUCAAGGAGCUGGGAGACUGGGUGACCAACCUGCGCCGCAUGGGAGCUCCCCAGAACGGCAUGGCAGAGUACCUGUUCGACAAGCACACCAUGGGGUCCGCGCAGAGCUAGACUGGCCUGACCCCCAGCCUCCCCACACCGGCCCCAAGCCAGCAUGCAUUGGAACGUCUACUGCCUCUCGUACCGCACUGUGUGCUAUCUGUGUGUGUGCGCGUCCCCCUCCAUGUUGUGUGGCUUCAUAAGUGACCGUGUUGUGCUUGUAUUUAAUAAAUAAAGAAACUUCUGAAAUCUUC